Adineta ricciae is the source of this 384-nucleotide messenger RNA. NCBI's taxonomy places the organism in Eukaryota, Metazoa, Rotifera, Eurotatoria, Adinetida, Adinetidae. The record is from the annotation of a GenBank genome assembly.
AUGCAGAAUCUCACUAUUCUCAUCCUGUUUCUUGCAUUUGUAUUAAUUCAAUGCAUCACAUCCUUACCUUCAACACCAUUGGAAGAAAAAGAUCCCGCAUGUAUAGCCAAAAAAUGGUUGUCAAACACGAUGGAUCGUAAUCGACGUGCAUCCAUAUCCCGCCCGUACUUUCAACAUUGGCGAGGUAAACGUUCCUAUGAUUAUCAACCAGCUACAGUAUCAGCCGAUGUUCCAUCUUUACUCACGGAUGUUGUUGAUCAUAUUACAGAAGAACCAGCCGAAGUUGUCUAUGAAGAUUCAACAAUAAUCUGCUUUUCGUCACCGAUUAGCGACGCAUUGAUGCAAGAAUUACUUGGAAAACAUCAUGUAAACCAACGCCGAUGA